This is a messenger RNA of Porites lobata, 3116 nucleotides long. The record is from the annotation of a GenBank genome assembly. NCBI's taxonomy places the organism in Eukaryota, Metazoa, Cnidaria, Anthozoa, Scleractinia, Poritidae.
AUGGCUGGAAACUCUCGAAAUGUUGCAAGGAAAACGAAUAUUUCAUCUGUGAGAGACCCAAAGGUGAGUUGUUCCUGUUGGGAACUUGGCAUUAAAAAUGUUGGGGAGGCUCCGAUCGUACGAGGUAUGACAGGAGUACAGGUAAUAUUUGAUCACUUGGGGCGCUUUCCAAAUACUCUUAAAUGAUCAGCAUUAGAGCAGUCUCAUGAUCAUAUGAAGGAGGCUCGCACCCAUUUCUUACCCAUUCGAGUUUGAUGUUCCAUAACUUUGGCUGUAGUUCAUGUAUGGAAAAGCCACAAAGUGAAACAAGAUAUCGAACAUUGAAUUUAAUUUUGGAGUAUGUUUUGUUGACAUCACCGCUUCCUUAGCAACAGAAUAACGAUGACAUGAAAUCUAUUAAUUAGUAAUUUUCUCUAAAUCUACUUGUAUCAAUGAUCUGCAAAUCCUCAAGUGUGCUAAUAGUUUAGACCGUUGUCUUAACCGUGAAAAGAUUGAAAAAUCUUUCAGAGCGUUUUUGAAAUAUAAGGUUCUAAAAAUUUUGCAUCCCCCCAAAACGAUUAUUAUUAUUGGGCUCAAUCUGUUUGCUCUGUUAAUAUUUGACAAAUUAGGUCCAUUGGCUUGUUCUGCUGGGUCGUUUCUUAAUGGAGUAUCUUGCUACAAAGAAAAUAAUAACGAUACCUGGGAUGGUGCACGAAAAGAGUGUACUGCUUCUGGAGGCGAUUUGGUAAAGAUAAAUAAUGCUAGAGAUGAGAAGCACCGAUUUUUGAUUCAGUUCAUGGAAAUUAACGGUCUGAAGAAAAUGAACAUAGAUGUAAGUACCGAGUCUAUAACCCUUUGAGCUUCAAGACUGCAUGAUCGAUUAGCAUGAAAUUUCUGGUUGUAACUGAUGCUUAAAUAUAUUCUCCCCAACACAUCUGUAGGAAAAGUGUAAGGACAGGAAAUGGGCAUUUAAUUUGAGAUACUAGGUUUUAACUGCAUAUUGAGCUCGCUUAAGGCGCGGGCAAUUUAUUAUAAUAAGAGAUUUCAAAGAAGAAUGCGGCAAAAUCACAUUUUCAAUGUAGUUCGUGACACAGAACCAAUUGAAUCAGUUAGCCUGAGUAUCAGGCCUUCCUAAGGGGCUAGGGGAGAGGAGAUUUUAGAUGGGGGAGGGGGGAGGGGGAGAAGCUCUCUCUCUUUUUCUCUUCCAUCUUUCCCCUUUUCCUCAGAAACGCCUGAUACUCAGGCUAGAAUCAGUAGACAUUUUUAAUUUCAUUUUCAUUAGUUUCUGAUCUAAAACUCUAACCCUGCAAUGUAUCUUGAUUCUACGCAGCUAAAUAAUGUUCAAAAGACCACGUUUCACGUUACUUUGGGAAGCUGAGCGCACAAACUGAAUUAUUACAAGAUGCAAAAUACUGGUGAAUUUGAUAUAAAGCCAAUUGUUCUGCCCCUCAUCAGCUGAGACGUCCUGAUCUAAAAUGAUAUCUUGAUUGGAUAAUGAUGUCCUUUUUGACAAAAGUUAUUAACUUAAUUUGAUUGUAAGUAACUAAGAAACUGCAUACUGUCAUACUAAUGGCAGUGAUCUUAGUUACAUCAGGCGGACAACUCCCGCAACAACAUCAGCUUUAAUCAAUCAGUCUUAGAAAAGUCUUGGUCGAGAAAUCAUCAUAUAAGGUAAAAAAGGGAAAGAACUUAAAUAUAUAGGCUAAGACUGGUGUGAAUAACUAGCGAAUAACUAAGACAAUGACUACUAUACUUUGCUAAAAGAAACCAGAGCAUAAAAGAUUGACCAAUAAUACAAAAUUUGUGGCAGAUACUAUUUUCUAAAAUGACUAACAACACCUCAAGAGUAAAUCACGAAACAGAAAAAUGAUUGGUCAUAUGAUGUUCAAUGGCGUGACGGCAGAGAAUUUGACGAAAUGUUGCAGAUUUCUUUUUAAUAUCACGGCUUUAAACAGUAGAAACAUUCAAUUUUCACAUGAUAGCUAUUUCCCUGAAAAUUUCAAAAACUAAUUGUUACAAUUUGGACAAGUUGAGUUAAAAAAUUAGGAUUUCUUAACGGUAACAUUCAUAAGGAAAUCUAAUGACUCGAUUUGCGUAAACCUACCAAAUUAAAAAAUUAGGCUUUUUCGAUAUAUCCUUGUUGCCAUGCCAACGAUCGAAAUCUCACUUCUAAACUGUCCAUACCAAAUAUGAGCCUUAUACCUUCAACGAGUCUUGAAUGAUACUCCAAUGAUCACAGUGUUUCCAACCGCCUUUAUCGUGGCUUUUUAGGUAAAUUGUUCCAUUUAAUGUUUUUUUUUUCUCUCUAUCCCUUAUAAUUCCUUUAUACAGCACGUAUGGAUUGGCCGAAAAGGUGAUUCGAAUUGUUUGCAAAUGGAGACAGACACUGGAACGAUAGAAAAGGCGGGGGACUGUAACGAAAAAAAGAACUAUAUUUGUGAAAUGCCAGUAACAAGUACGUUUUAUAUCAUCCACAUCAAGAAGGUUAAACUUAACAUUUUACUGCACAAAUAGCCUAUGCUCAGUAUGAGAGCCCUGGAUAACACUAAUCUACUUAGCUAAUUAUUUAUUCAUACGGCAACAACCACAUAAGACGUUGUAUGAAAAUUAUUGCUUUUUCUCUAAAAUUGGGCGAAAUGUGCAUUACGUUUUUCCUCUUAAACUUUCGUUUAGUAUUUUCGGGUUAAAUUCUAUCAAAUUUUAGUGAAUAGCUUCCAAUGUAAUAAAAGCUCCACUUCUAGGCUUGUCUAAAAGCUAUAUGUUCACGCCUUUGCCCCAGACUUUGAGGUAAGUCACUUUGUAAGCGAGAUACUCGAUGGUUUUAAAGAAUUCUUCCUAUAAUUCUGCAUUUAUCUUUAGGUACCGUUUGUUAUGAGUACCCUAGCAGGAAUUCAUCUGUUCCCAUUACAGUCAACUGUGCAUUUCCAGAAAACCUUUGUUUCAAAUACGGAAGCGGCGAACAAGUCACCAUUCAAGGCUGUAUAUCCGCUGAUCAAUGCCGACAAUUAGAAGAUCAACAUUUACACUGUUGUGAAGGACAUCUGUGUAAUAGUAGUAAGUAUGAUGGACACAAAAAAGUUAAAAUAUUGCAAUUUAUGCCCGCCUUGCAAUGUUCCUCAGAAACAGGGAGAACUUAG